Rubroshorea leprosula is the source of this 725-nucleotide messenger RNA. NCBI's taxonomy places the organism in Eukaryota, Viridiplantae, Streptophyta, Magnoliopsida, Malvales, Dipterocarpaceae. The record is from the annotation of a GenBank genome assembly.
AAAAAAGAAGAAGAAGACAGUUGGGAUUAUAUAUAGCCAGUGCAACAACUGAAAGUGUUCACAACCAAACACAUGCCAAAGGGUGAUAGAAUAUAAUACCUUUCUGAGUUUCUGUUAAUACUGAUCAGUGUUGUACUUCACACCCUCCCAGUUCUGUGCCUAGACUCAAUAGUUUGAAGCUAGAAUGAUGUUCAUAGCUGCUUUUGUUUGGCAAGCUCAUCCACUUCAGCUGCUACAAACAGAGACAAAUACCACAGCAGGCAAGUUCUAGAAUUUGGCUGGUUUGUUUCAAUCAAAUUUUGGAUAUUCUUUUUGGAUUAUUGUAUGUGUUUGCUUGGUACUGAUAAACGGGGUUUUAACUGCAUUCAAUGUUCAAGACCUACAAAGCCAGUGGCAUGGUGGGAUGGUGGAGAAAUAUAGGGAGGAAGGGAUGAAACUGCCAGAGGACAUGGUUGGCCUGUUCAAGACAAGGCAGGGUGGCUUUUCUUACUAUUGUAUUAGAGCUUCAUUCCUUCCCAGAGGCAAAGAGCCAUAGGGAUCUUCCUGUUCUUUUCUUGGAGAUAAGCAAAUAUGUUCAUCUACUCUUCCAGUCUUCAAUUCUUGUCAAUCCUUCUCUGCUCUUUUAUAAACAGCAAAAUGUGCUUUCUUGUUUCUUGGUCUACAUCUCCUCUUAAGAGUUAUAUCAAUUCAGAGCAAAAAGAGUCUGAUGCAAUUUGCACUGCAGA